AUGGCCAAGCCCAGACUCAUCAUACUCAUCCGCCACGCCCAAUCCGAAGGCAACAAAAACAGAGACAUUCACCAGUCCGUACCCGACCACCGCGUCAAGCUCACCCCCGACGGCUGGUCCCAAGCCUACGACGCCGGCCGCCGCCUGCGCGCCCUCCUGCGCCCCGACGACACGCUCCAAAUCUUCACGUCCCCGUACCGCCGCACGCGCGACACCACCGAAGGCAUCCUCACCACCCUAACCUCCGACGCCGACGGACCCUCGCCCUUUCGCCGCGCCAACAUCAAAGUCUACGAGGAGCCGCGGCUGCGCGAGCAAGACUUUGGCAAUUUCCAGCCAUGCAGCGCCGAAAUGGAGCGCAUGUGGCAGGAGCGCGCCGACUAUGGACACUUCUUCUACAGGAUCCCCAACGGCGAGAGCGCGGCGGAUGCAUAUGAUCGCGUGAGCGGCUUCAACGAGAGCUUGUGGCGGCAGUUUGGCGAGGAUGAUUUUGCGAGCGUGUGCGUGCUGGUCACGCAUGGGCUCAUGUCGCGCGUGUUUCUGAUGAAGUGGUACCAUUUCACGGUGGAGUACUUUGAGGAUCUGCGCAACAUUGACCACUGCGAGUUCUUGGUCAUGCGUAAGCAGGAUAACGGGAAGUUUAAUCUGGAAACCAAGCUCCGCACGUGGUCGGAGCUCAAGCGCGAACGGGCCGCGCUCAAGGAAAAAGAAAAAGGCAAGGAAAAGGACAAGGGUGCGGUCGUGGCUCCGGCGUCGUCGUCAUCCUCAGCGGCGGCGGCGCCAGCAGCGGCAGCAGCAGCGGCAGCGGCAGCGGCAGCAGCAGCGGAUGGCGGCGGCGCGGGCGCAGGCGCAGGCGUGGGCGCGACGAGGGAUGAGUUCAAGCUGCAACGCAACAAGACAUUUGUGGUGACGCGACGAUGGGGCGGCUGCCCAGACGGAUGUAACCACACGAGCAAGUACCUGAAGCGGCAAGACCUCGAGUCGCUGCGGCAAAAGGACAGCGAGCAAGCCACGCUCUCCUCGCACAAAUCAGCCGCCGUGCCGCACCGCCACCGGGCCGCCCGUCCGGCCGUCAGCUCCGACUCCGACUCUGACGGCUGUUCCCACCACCACCACCACCAUCACCACCAUCACCACAACAGCGCCACGCCAUCCGGCAGUAGCACCGCCAGCCCGGACCGCAAGAAACCCGCCUCCACCGCCGCAUCCGCAUCCGCAUCCGCAUCCAUCAAACCCCUGCCCUUGCCACCGCCACCGCCGCCGCCGUCUUCACUCCACUCUCCGCACCUCGGGCGCGACUUUGGCGGCAGCUACUCUGGCCACGCCUCCGUCGCCGAUUCCGACAGCGACAAGCCCGACGACGGCCCCCCCUCUGACACGGAAUCGCGACAUGCCGCCACCACCACCGCCACCGCCUUGCAUCAUCGCCGUCGUCGCGGCAGCAUCCUCAACUCAAUCGAGGCGCGGCUGCUGCAGUCCACCAUUAAUAGCCACCACGCAAGACAGCGCAGCGCCAGCAGCUUUGGCAGCGCCGCGAGCCCCGGCAUCGACCCGUUUGCGAAUAGGCUUGGCGACGCGCCGCCGCUGGGGAGUGGCGGCGGCGGUGGUGGUGGUUGUGGUGGUGGCGCGGUAGCGUUGAGUGAUGACGAGGGCGAUGUGCCGACGAGAGUGGUGGCGGCGGAGGGGGGCAAGGGCCCGACGACGCCUGGAUGCGAGCAGCAGGAGGACGCGGAGGCGGAGCGCAAGGGAGGUGUGGAGGAUCUCGAGGCUGCAGAAAAGGCGGAUCGAAGCAUUCAAGGGAGUGUGUAUUAA
This is a messenger RNA of Beauveria bassiana ARSEF 2860, 1812 nucleotides long. RefSeq names its product phosphoglycerate mutase. Bases 1 to 1812 code for a protein of 603 amino acids. Gene Ontology annotation, molecular function: phosphatase activity. The transcript is spliced from 2 exons. Lineage: Eukaryota; Fungi; Ascomycota; Sordariomycetes; Hypocreales; Cordycipitaceae. The record is from RefSeq and is a predicted model, not a curated record.